This is a messenger RNA of Oreochromis aureus, 1485 nucleotides long. It is a transcript of the gene gtf2a2, whose product is annotated as general transcription factor IIA, 2. Gene Ontology annotation, biological process: RNA polymerase II preinitiation complex assembly; transcription initiation at RNA polymerase II promoter. The coding region runs from base 127 to 462 and encodes 111 amino acids. Gene Ontology annotation, cellular component: transcription factor TFIIA complex. The transcript has 4 exons. Gene Ontology annotation, molecular function: TBP-class protein binding; RNA polymerase II general transcription initiation factor activity. NCBI's taxonomy places the organism in Eukaryota, Metazoa, Chordata, Actinopteri, Cichliformes, Cichlidae. The record is from RefSeq and is a predicted model, not a curated record.
GUUGUUAGCCUGUUAGCUUGUGGUCGUUCAGGCUGUUGUUGUGGAGGGAAGCAGUUAGCUCCGUUAGCUCGUCGUGUGUUUGGAGGAUAGUUCGCUGCUGGUUUUUGCUCUUUCGGAGUUUCCAUAAUGGCGUAUCAGCUGUACAGGAACACGACGCUGGGAAACAGCCUGCAGGAGAGUCUGGACGAGCUUAUACAGACUCAGCAGAUAACUCCUCAGCUCGCUCUUCAGGUCCUCCUCCAGUUCGAUAAAGCCAUCAACACAGCGCUCGCCAACCGAGUCCGCAACAGGGUCAAUUUCAGGGGAUCUCUGAACACGUACAGGUUCUGCGACAACGUGUGGACGUUCGUUCUGAACGACGUUGAGUUCAGAGAGGUCACCGAGCUCGUGAAGGUCGACAAGGUCAAGAUUGUCGCCUGUGAUGGAAAGAGCGAGUCGACCCACAACAAAACUGAUAAAUGAUUUGGGCGGCCGGCUCUCUGGGAGUUCCUCUGUGGGACAAAGUCCCGGAUGGACCUGGACUGUACAUAUAAUUUAUUACAGCGGUCACCUGUGUGGGUGUGUGCGGCAGUUUGCUUUGUUUUUUAUUGUUUACGGAAGUUUUUGUUCAGUUUGUUGUGAUUACUGAGCUGAAUCAUGAAUAAAAACUUUAUUUAAAACACAAACAACCUCUGAGCACUCAAGCUCGUCUGUUCCAUCAGGUAUCACAACGGACAAUUAAAGGUUUAAAAAAAAAAGAGGCGGGGUGGGGGUUGAUAUUGAGCUUUAAAGUCAAAAGAAAAAAAAUCCCUCUCAAAUUUACAAGAAGAAAUUUCAGAUUUGUGAGAAUUAAAAACCUUAAACCAAGAGACAAAAACUGAGAUUCAUGAAAAGCUUUGAAUCUGUGAAAAUAAGAUUGUGAGAAACACAAAAUGAAAUCAGUCUUAAACAGCGAUUUCUUCAGAUUAUAAAAGCACUGAAGAUGUUUCCAGAGUUUUUUCUGCUUUAUUUAUUUAAUACAACAUCAGGACUGACAUGUAGAAAAGAAAUCACGGUAAAAACGACACGAUUUCACUCCUCAGCUUCCUGGUUUGCUUCAUAAACAAGCAGAAUAUCAAUACAUCUUUGUCUCGUAUUCGCUGCAGUGAGACUGAUUAUUGACGUCAGAUAUUUGGACCCAUAAUACAUCAUCUGUGUGUACAUCUCAGAAAAGAGCAGAUAUAAAAUAUAGAUAUUAUAACUCUGUGUAAACGGAUCAAUACUGCACGUGUUUUCCACAGAGAUGGAAAUGGCUUCAGCUUCCAAACAUUACAAAAAAAAACAGACAAUCCAGACGAGAUGUUGAGAAACGGGACGUUAGCGGCCGUGUUUCAGCAGAACUUGCUCGAGAAAAGUCUUUUAAGUUUUAAGUGUUUUCAGCCUUUCAGAAAGUUGCCGACGUCUCUCAGCGAUCAGAAGCUGCUGACGGUCAGUUCUGCUCUAAUUACAACAUAUCAAAAAAAAAAA